Messenger RNA from Acipenser ruthenus (sterlet), 1367 nucleotides. RefSeq names its product CMRF35-like molecule 8. Lineage: Eukaryota; Metazoa; Chordata; Actinopteri; Acipenseriformes; Acipenseridae. The record is from RefSeq and is a predicted model, not a curated record. The coding region runs from base 35 to 562 and encodes 175 amino acids. The transcript has 4 exons.
GCAAAGGGGGAGCAGAUCUGCUCAGUAUCUAAAGAUGAAAGCCAUUGUUGAAGUCACCAUCUGUCUUAUUACAGUUUUAGGUUCUGUGAAGGCAACUGAAAUAUUUCAUGGGAUUGAAGGUGAAAAUGUAAAGAUUGAAUGCCCAUAUCAACAUGAAUAUAACGAGAAUGGAAAGUACCUGUGUCGUGAUUCCUGGCCAUCAUGCAGUGAUGUAAUCAGAAGUGGCGAGCCUGAGACCCUCGUUACUGAGGGGAGAUUCUCUCUGUAUGAUAACCGCUCAGCGAGAGUCUUCACCGUGACCAUCACAGAGCUGACACUAGAAGAUGCCGGGAUAUAUUACUGUCGAAUUGAUAGAAAGAUUAAAUUCGACGAAUACACUGAAGUGAAAGUGACUGUCAAUAAAGCUCCGAAAACCCCCCCCACCACAACUCGUGCCACAUGCGCAAGUACCACCCCUUCCACCACUACUGUGAAGGGGAACACAGACAAUGGACAAACAAGGGAUUGUACAUCCAGCAGCCCUGCAGGUUGGUGUUUGAGAGAAUCCAAGGGACCAGCUUAAGUUCAAGACUGCAUGACCACACAAGCACUUGGCAUUAGCUAUUUACUGCUCCACGUCCCUUUUCAUCCUGUAACAGAAUGCCCUGUUCAAAUUGAUUUCACACUUGUAUGUUAUUAUUUUUAUUAUUAUUUUAUGAUUUGAUUAGUGCACGCUUUGUGUUGUCUGACACUUUUUGAUAAUUGGCUUCUCCACCUGCUUCCCUAUGUUUGCCCUGUUGAGCAAAUAAUAAUUGAAUUAUUGAUCAAUUUACGCACCUGAAUAAAAGUAGCACAUGUUUUUACAAAUGGGAUGGCCAUCCUGGGGUUGGUGUGUCUGUGCAGCAGUGGGAACGCAGUGUUUGGAGCGGGGGACGACGGGUGAGAGAGACUGAAACGGACCAGUAAAUGGAGCAUCCCGGCAGUAAGUAUUGGGCUGAUGGUAUGCCGGUGUGGAAUAAUAAGCACGAAUGGCUCGAGUGUUUUUUAGCCUAUUUGGUAGUCGAUUGGAGUUUAAGAAGUGCACAGAAUAGGUUAUAUUGCAAUGCUGGUUUCCCUCUCGCUCUCUCUGUGUGUGUUCCCUCCCCCGCACGGACAUUGUGUGGUGUGGGUAUUUGUACUUUUAUACCGUGGUAUUGUUUUUAUUAUGUUUUACUGUGUUUUGGAAUGUGUAUCUUCACUGUAUUGCUGGGUAGCAGAGUUGUUGUAUUUGCUGUUUAAUCCAUGACCUCAUUCAUGUGAACCUUGUUUAACUGCUUGAAAUCUUGCUACCUGUUAAUAGGUGAAUGGAAUUGUUGUUUUAUAAUCAGUACCAUUUGAAACUAGGUGUU